AUGGCGUCCACGGGACACAGCGAAGAGAGCGAGGAGCAGAAGAGAGAAGAGGAGAAGAGGAAGAGGGAAGAGGACAGCAUGACAGGAUCCAGCGUCAUGAAGAAAAGGAGAGGAGACGAGGAGAGUGGAUUGGAGGAUGAGGAGAUAACAUCUGACUCCAGCCAAGACUCUGGCUCAUCCAGCCCUUUUGCCAGGCUUACCAUCAGCCGCUUCACCAUCCACAAGGUCCUGGGCACAGGCAGCUUUGGCAAAGUGGUUCUGGCAUCAGUCCCUGGCCGAAACAUCUACACGGCCAUCAAGAUGAUCAACAAAAAAUGGGACAAUGCAGAUACCAUCUUGAGAGAGCGGCGGAUACUCCUGGCGGCCAGAGACUGCCCCUUCCUUUGCCACCUGUAUGCUGCACACCAGUCUCAGGAGCGGGCAUAUUUCACCAUGGAGUAUCUGUCCGGCGGCAGCCUAGAGGCCUUAAUCAAUGUGUGCGGCCACCUGAACAUCGACAACAUAAGGUUCUACACAGCAGAGAUGGUAUGUGGCCUCCAGUUCCUCCAUGGACACAACAUCGUCCACCGAGAUCUAAAGCCCCAGAACAUCAUGUUGGAUGCAGAUGGCCACAUCCGUAUCAUCGACCUUGGGCUGGCCCAGGAUGGUGUCACUGCCUCCAAUAAGAUCCGUGGAGUGACAGGAACCUUCCAUUACAUGGCCCCUGAGAUACUUCUUAGAAAAAGAUACGGCACAGCAGUUGACUGGUGGAGCCUGGGGAUUGUGGUGUCCAGGAUGGCAUCAGGACACCACCCAUUUUACCACGGCCCCUUCCCGAAAAUGGCUAGCAUAGCCAUUACCACCAAAGAGCCAGAUAUUCCAACUUGGCUUGAUGAUGGCGUGCAACAUCUCAUCAGAAAACUGCUGUGCAAGAAUCCUAAGAAGCGUCUGGGUGUGCGCGGAAAUAUCAGACAGCAUCCAUUGUUUUCCACCGUGGGCUGGGAGGAACUGGAGGAGAGGAGGGCACGGCCACCAUUUACACCAUUUCAGCCAGUUCUGGAGAAACAACAUCUGCAUUGGCCAAAGGAUAAGAAAGCCCUUCGCCCCGUGGCCGAAUUUAGCUAUAUGUCACCAAGCUGGGCCCGGUGGAUGAGAAGAUCUGGGCUGUGA
Messenger RNA from Bufo gargarizans (Asiatic toad), 1149 nucleotides. RefSeq names its product protein kinase C theta type-like. Gene Ontology annotation, biological process: protein phosphorylation. The coding region runs from base 1 to 1149 and encodes 382 amino acids. Gene Ontology annotation, molecular function: protein kinase activity; ATP binding. The record is from RefSeq and is a predicted model, not a curated record. The transcript has 4 exons. Lineage: Eukaryota; Metazoa; Chordata; Amphibia; Anura; Bufonidae.